AUGCAUGGAGAGCUUUAUCUGCUACCCAGAGUCGAGUCGUUGGCUGUGGCAGAGACGAGAUGGGAGCAAAUAUUUGGUUCACCUAAAACUCCUACCACACCGAUCAUGCCACACACUGACGAAGAUUGGUCAGAUUCGGACGAAGGCUCGCUCAAUCAGCGAGAGGACGACGGCUACACGGAUGUCCAUCUCGGCAUCCCAAGUGAUAGGAUAGAAGACGAAGGCGAUCUUCAAGAUGCCUAUGUCUCGCGCAUAGGCGGAACGCCAUCUUUCCUUGCGUAUCCUCACCCAUCUCCAAACUCUUCUAAAUGCAAGAAUUGCAAUGAGCCGGCCGAACUACUUGUACAAAUGCUUUGCAACCUGGAAGAGAGCCCGUUCGAACGGGUUCUAUAUGUUUGGGCUUGCGCUAAGCCGCCAUGUCAGCGAAAGGAUGGAGCUGUGCGAGCGUGGAGAAGUCUGCGCUACGAUGCUAAAUAUGCCAAAAGACUAGAGCGCAAGAAGCAGAAGAAGGUUUCUGAGCAGCCGGGAGAGGAUAUAAAACCUCCUCGAAGUAAUCCUUUCGCAGCAGCAACGACAGCCUCAAAUCCCUUCUCUGCAGGCGCAACCGAAGGCGGCUUUGGCUUUGGCGAUCAGAUAAUGGGAUUUGGAGGGCCAAAAUCGACAGAUGAAGACGAGGCAUCUGACGUCGAACAAGUCACAACGCAGCUUCAAAAGUCGACGCUUGGACCCAGCGUGGAUUGGUCCAAACAACCUCACUAUCUUCCAAUCUAUCUAGAGACAGAGUCGGAAUAUCUGCCACCAGCCCCCAAAACAAAGCCGGAUCAAAUCUCAAAGAAAGCUGGUCCGUCGGGAUCUGACGGAGGAGAGGCAUGGGGAAAAGAGAUAUGGGAGGAGUCUCAGAAUGUCGACGAUCUCUUUCUACGGUUCACUCAGAGAAUAGAAGCGGCGCCAAAGCAAUGCGUACGGUAUGAACUAAAUGGCCACCCGUUGUUCUAUCAAGCAGACAAGGUUCAUCGUUCACUCCAUUCGGUUACUCCAGGUACAUUGGUCCCUGUGACUGGUGCAGCAUUUGUUGCCGAAGGUGCCGCACCAAAACGCACGUACAAUCCAACCUUAUCUUCCAUGCUCCCAAAAUGCUCUAUUUGCAAGAGUAACCGUCGGUUCGAGUUUCAACUGAUGCCAAAUCUCAUCAACAUGCUGAAGACAGAAGACAAGACGAACACUGGGAUGGAGUGGGGAACUUGUCUGGUUUAUACAUGCGAGAAAGACUGUUGUACAACUGAAGAAGGGGAGGAGCUGAAGGAGUGCUGGCGCGAGGAGGUUGUUCUGGUGCAGUGGGAGGAGUGA
Molecule: messenger RNA, 1347 nt
Organism: Serendipita indica DSM 11827
Lineage: Eukaryota; Fungi; Basidiomycota; Agaricomycetes; Sebacinales; Serendipitaceae
Source: the annotation of a GenBank genome assembly